This is a messenger RNA of Lates calcarifer (barramundi perch), 3918 nucleotides long. It is a transcript of the gene rcor3, whose product is annotated as REST corepressor 3. The coding region runs from base 312 to 1970 and encodes 552 amino acids. NCBI's taxonomy places the organism in Eukaryota, Metazoa, Chordata, Actinopteri, Centropomidae. The record is from RefSeq and is a predicted model, not a curated record. Gene Ontology annotation, molecular function: transcription corepressor activity. The transcript is spliced from 12 exons. Gene Ontology annotation, biological process: regulation of transcription by RNA polymerase II; negative regulation of DNA-templated transcription. Gene Ontology annotation, cellular component: transcription regulator complex; histone deacetylase complex.
UAAAAAGCCUUCCGCCGCGGUGGUUAGACCCGGUGCAGUCACGGCUUCAAAGCGGGAAACUCUCCCUCGCGUGAAACACUCCACAUAUUAAAACCGCACAGAGUUUAGAGGAGACGCUACAGCUGUUAUCUGUGAUGUUAAACAGCCUGAGGUGAGCGUGUAAAACGUGGCGGGAGCGGAGAGGAGAGCGCUACAGCGACACGGACGGAGCUGCGGCGAGCGAGCGAACAGCGGCAGAAAAAACCUCCAGCUCCUGCUGACAUUUUAUAUUCCGACACAGCGGCUAAAAAACGGUGAAACUGAGCGCAGAGAUGCCGGGCAUGAUGGAUAAAGGCUCGGAGUAUUUGGGGAAAGGUCGCUCCAACGGCACCAAGAGUCCGUCCAACGCCUCUAACGGACAUUUUUCUGACGAAAGCGGCAGCGACGAUGAGCACGAUGUUGGGAUGCGGGUCGGAGCGGACUACCAGGCCAACAUUCCCGAGUUUGAGCCCGGUUCCACCAAGUACACAGAUAAAGACAGCGGAGGGAUGUUGGUUUGGUCUCCGUAUCACACCAUCGUCGACUCCAAACUGGACGAAUACAUCGCUAUAGCCAAAGAGAAACAUGGAUACAACGUGGAGCAGGCUCUCGGCAUGCUCUUCUGGCACAAACACAACAUAGAGAAGUCACUCGCCGACCUGCCGAACUUCACCCCGUUUCCUGACGAGUGGACGGUGGAGGACAAGGUGCUGUUUGAACAGGCCUUUAGUUUCCACGGAAAGAGCUUCCACCGCAUCCAGCAGAUGUUACCAGACAAAUCCAUCUCCAGUCUGGUGAAGUACUACUAUUCCUGGAAGAAGACUCGCUCCAGAACGAGUCUGAUGGACCGACAAGCUCGCAAACUGGCCAACAGGAGCAACCAAGACGACAGUGAUGAGGAGAUGGAGGACGCCAAUCCCAUUGAAGCCAACGACAGUGACUAUGACCCCAACAAGGAAGCCAAGAAAGAGAACCAGGUGGAGCCGACGGUGCCAGGCUCUAAGGUGGCUCUGGGUCGACGGGAGCACCAGACUCUGCAGCACCGACACCACCAGCGUUCCCGCUGCCGCCCCCCCAAAGGCAUGUACCUGACCCAGGAAGACGUGGUGGCCGUGUCCUGCAGCGCCUCCGCCGCCAACACCCUCCUCCGCCAGCUGGACAUGGAGCUGGUGUCCCUCAAGAGACAGGUCCAAAAUGCCAAACAGAUGAACAGUGGACUGAAACACAUGUUGGAGUCUGGGAUCGAAGAAUUCAGGCUGCCUGAGUGUAACCAGAAGGUGAACGCUCGAUGGACAACAGACGAGCAGCUCCUGGCUGUUCAAGGUGUCAGGAAAUACGGGAAAGACUUUCAGGCCAUCGCAGACGUCAUUGGUAACAAGACGGUGGGCCAGGUGAAGAACUUCUUUGUGAACUACCGGCGGCGGUUCAACCUGGAGGAGGUGCUGCAGGAGUGGGAGGCCGAGCAGGGAACACGAGCUCCCAACGGAGACAGCGCCACCUCUGGAGAGGAGGGGAAAAACAGCUCCACCACUCCGUCAGGGAAGAGCACAGAUGAAGAAGACGAAGAGGGUCAGGUGACUUCCUCAGGUGCGUCUCCUGCUGCCUCCUCUUCUUCUUCAGCUCAGACUCCGGUGACGUCCAGCACCACCACCUCCUCCCUCCACCAGCCUCCUCCUCUCCUGCGGCCUUCCCUCCCAGCCACACCCUCCCUCCACCGCCAGCCCCCGCCCCUCCAACAGCAAGCUCGCUUCCUGCAGCCCCGGCCCACGCUGCAGCAGCCUCCACCUCUCAUCCGCCCCUCUAACCCCCUGCCCCCCCGCCUAAACCCUCGUCCUCCCGCUCCCAUGACCCUCGGCGGCAACCUCGGGGGGUCAGGUCCAAGCUCCACCCAGCAGCCGUCGGGCCUGGCCAUCCACCAAUCAGAGACGGCCUCGUCUUCCUCCCUCCACUAACAAACUGAGUUUCUGUUGAAGAGACACAAGAAAGAAAAUAUUCAGUCUCAGUCUGAAGCUGCUGUGUUCAGGUCCUGUGGGAAAAUCAGAGUGACUUCAUCAUUCAAAAAAUGUGACAUUUUCACUCAUGAACAUUAAGGUGACACAUUUACACAAAACAAAAUCCUAAUUUGAGUUUUUAAUAUUUGGUGAACAAGGCGUUAGGGGUUGAAGUUUGUCUUUCCCACAGGACUUACAUGCAGCGUACCUGCUGGUGGACACCUGGUUCUAAAAUCUUUGUUUUGUAAAGGACGACUGACUAGAAGUCAUUCAGUCUUUAGACAGAUUAUUAAAUCAGAGUCUUUUUUAGUCAUCAGCUAAUCCGUAACAGGCAUGGAGUCCCACAGGGAUCCUGGGCCCCUUCUUCUUCCCCGUCAGUGUGUCUCCACCUUUUCCUCCAUCAAUAUGUCUCCUUAAUGACAAAGAGCAGUACCUGUAAAACAUUUCAAAGCCAGUGACUUAGUCCGUUUCAUAAACUACCUUGAAAAAACAACAAGAGUAAGAGUCUACAGUAAAGCUAGCAGCCUCGUGAGGGUGUUCUGAGGUGCUCUGAGCUAAAUGGUAAUAUCAACAUGCUAACGUACACAGUGACAACCCUAACAUGCUAAUGUUUAACAGGGAUAAUGUUUACCACGUUUACCAUUAUAGUUUAGCACGUUAGCAUGCCAACAUUUACUAAUUAGCACAAAAAAGUAUUAGAAUAAGCAUGAGGUGGUACUUGAGUAAGUAUGAAACCUCAGUUUCCUGAGUUCAGUUUUAUGUUGUAGAGUUCUCGUUAUCUCUGCUGUAAGGAUAAACUCUGAAGUGUAGCACCACCUUCAGGACAAACCAGGAUGUUGUUUGUAUUGUGGCUCUAACAAACACUGCAGCUUCUAGGGGACGCUAGCAAGACUGUAAACUGUUAGUCUUGUGUUAAAGAAUCAGUCUGGUGACAUUAUCUUUCUUACUGUCAACAAAUCUCAUGUGCAGACUCAAACCAACGGUGGAUUAGUCCGACUCUCAACACAUACUCACACUCUGUCUCCAAGCCUGCUGGUUGCUACUGAAGAUGUAAAUCAUCAAAACACGUCACAAAUGUGUAAAAAAAAAAAUUGUUAGGAACUAUUUUCAGCAGCGGAUUAAUUCACAUUCAAUGCUGUAGUGAGCAUUCAGUGUUUGUUUGGCUUUGCAUGUAGGAUUUGUUGACAAGAAGGAAAGGGUAGAAUAUAACCAGAGUUGUACAGAUGAUAACAGGUCGAGAUGAAACUGAAGGCCUCAACGUUGUUGUACAGUAGCAUUAGACAUCAACAUGUACAGUUUGGUAUUUAUUUGAAUAAUUUGUAACCCGCUGUUCAUCCGAUCAGCUGUAAUUCAUUAGCUAACUGUGACAUACAGCCGCUGUGCAUUUGGUUUUAUAGUUGAUUUGAUGCUUUUUGAAAACACUAAAGCGUCACCCAGACGUCCUCCAGUAUCUGUAGAAAUGUCUCCGUCAGCCAAAUGAAAAAAGUUCCUCACGAUUCUCAUUCUGUUCUGUUCUUGGAGUUAACGUUCUCAGAGUAGGUGUUAUUUUUGUUUUAUUUAGUUUUUUCCUCCACAUGUUGAAAAUUCAUUUAAAAACUAAAAACCGUUCCAUCGUCCUCUGGACUCUGAGCUCCAGAUGUGCUGUCUGUCUGUCUUUUUAUUAUUUAUUCUUCUUAUUCCUGGUGCUACCAGUUUGGACUCAGUGUGAAAAAGUCAUUGUGAAAGUGCUCUUAAUGCUUUUUGGACAAACAUGUAUCACGGCAUUAAAUGUAACUGGAAUCAUAGAGUCAUACAUAGAGUCCUUUGAGUUUCAGUAGAACUUGUAAAAUAUUGAUGUUAAGACGAAGCUGCUGAGAUGUCUCUCUGAGGUUGUUGGUCGUUCUCAUUAAAAACUACAUUUUUACCAUCA